Uranotaenia lowii is the source of this 2360-nucleotide messenger RNA. RefSeq names its product heat shock 70 kDa protein cognate 2 (gene Hsc70-2). The coding region runs from base 193 to 2097 and encodes 634 amino acids. Gene Ontology annotation, cellular component: cytoplasm. Gene Ontology annotation, biological process: protein refolding; cellular response to unfolded protein. Gene Ontology annotation, molecular function: misfolded protein binding; ATP binding; heat shock protein binding. The record is from RefSeq and is a predicted model, not a curated record. NCBI's taxonomy places the organism in Eukaryota, Metazoa, Arthropoda, Insecta, Diptera, Culicidae. The transcript has 4 exons.
GACGACCGAAGAAUAUUCACUUUUUCACAGUCGCCAAGUGUAGUUCGCAAAAGUUCGCGCGCGUUCCGUGAAUCUUCCAAACGAAUCCCACACCCGGCCCGGUUCCCCUGAAUUAUUGCAACGGUCGCCAAGUGAUCUCACCGUCCUGUGAAAAAUUUUAUUGAAAAAAAACAACAAUAAAUAAUCGCCGAAAUGGGUAAGACACCGGCCGUAGGAAUCGAUCUUGGAACCACCUAUAGCUGUGUUGGAGUGUGGCAGCAUGGAAAGGUCGAGAUCAUUGCUAACGAUCAGGGCAAUCGGACCACGCCGUCCUACGUGGCGUUCAACGAUACGGAACGAUUGAUCGGAGAUGCGGCAAAAAAUCAGGUCGCAAUGAAUCCGAAGAACACCGUUUUCGAUGCCAAACGGUUGAUUGGACGCCGAUUCGACGAUCAGAAGAUCCAGGAGGACAUGAAGCACUGGCCCUUCACGGUGGUCAGCGACGGGGGCAAACCGAAGAUCCAGGUUGAGUUCAAGGGUGAGACGAAGCGCUUUGCCCCGGAAGAGGUCAGCUCGAUGGUGCUGACCAAGAUGCGUGAGGUGGCCGAGGUCUAUCUGGGCGGGACGGUGUCCGAUGCUGUGAUCACGGUGCCGGCCUACUUCAACGAUUCCCAGCGGCAGGCCACCAAGGACGCGGGUGCAAUCGCCGGUCUAAAUGUGCUGCGGAUCAUCAACGAACCGACGGCGGCUGCCUUGGCCUAUGGAUUGGACAAAAAUCUGAAGGGCGAGAAAAACGUGCUGAUCUUCGAUCUGGGCGGCGGAACUUUCGACGUGUCGAUCCUGACCAUCGACGAGGGUUCCCUGUUCGAGGUGAAAUCCACGGCCGGAGACACCCAUCUGGGUGGCGAGGAUUUCGACAACCGGCUGGUGAACCAUUUUGCCGAGGAGUUCAAGCGCAAGCACAAGAAGGACAUGAGCGGAAAUAUCAGGGCGCUGCGUCGGUUGCGAACGGCUUGUGAGCGCGCCAAGCGUACGCUUUCUUCGAGCACCGAGGCUUCGUUGGAAAUCGAUGCGCUGCAUGAGGGCAUUGAUUUCUAUUCGAAGAUUACGCGGGCACGCUUCGAGGAGCUGUGUAUGGAUUUGUUCCGUUCGACGUUGGCUCCAGUUGAGCGAGCCCUGGGCGAUGCCAAGCUUGACAAGGGCGCCAUUCACGAUGUAGUUUUGGUAGGGGGAUCGAUUCGUAUUCCUAAGGUUCAGAAGAUGCUGCAGGACUUCUUCUGUGGCAAGGCACUGAACUUGUCGAUCAACCCGGAUGAAGCCGUAGCUUAUGGAGCUGCAGUUCAGGCGGCCAUUUUGAGUGGUGACGGAAGCUCCCAGAUUCAGGACGUUUUGCUUGUUGAUGUUACUCCCCUGUCCUUGGGUAUCGAAACUGCCGGAGGAGUGAUGACCAAAAUCAUCGAACGCAACUCGCGUAUCCCUUGCAAGCAACAGCAAACUUUCACAACUUACAGCGAUAACCAGAACGCUGUUUCUAUCCAGGUGUUUGAAGGUGAACGGGCCAUGACCAAGGAUAACAAUCUGCUCGGAACCUUCAACUUGACCGGUAUCCCACCGGCACCACGUGGCGUUCCCAAGAUCGAAGUUACUUUCGAUCUAAACGCUGACGGCAUUUUAAAUGUCUCAGCAAAGGAUAACAGCACCGGCAAAUCGGAAAAGAUCACAAUCAAAAACGACAAAGGUCGGCUGUCCAAAUCCGAGAUCGACCGGAUGCUGUCGGACGCCGAAAAAUACCGCGAAGAGGAUGAACGUCAACGGGAACGCAUCGUGGCCCGCAAUCAACUGGAAGGUUACAUCUUCAACUGUAAACAGGCCGUGGAGGAUGCACCCUCCGGAAAGCUGUCCGAUUCCGAUAAGCAAUCGGUGAAGGAUAAGUGUUCCUCGGAAAUGUCCUGGUUGGAUGCAAACACGCUGGCUGAGAAGGAGGAAUUCGAACACCACCUAAAAGAUUGUCAGAAGGUUUGUGGCCCUAUUAUGGCCAAGCUUCAUCAGGGUGCUGGCGGAGACGGAUCUGGAUCUGCAUCCGGCGGAAAAGGACCAACCGUUGAGGAAGUUGAUUAAGAUUAAACUAUCAAACUAGUUUUACUCAAGUUAAUUAUAACCUAUGUACUAUUUAUACCGACAGCUUUAAAGAUGCCCCGAAUAGAAAAAAAACUAGAACUAACACAUCACUAACCCCGACCCCCGAUCAACCGUCUUCUACGGUUGACCAGCGUGCGCCGAUUUAGAGUGUUCUGCUAAACGCAAAAUUUUUUCUAUAAUGUGCAUUUAUAAUGAGCGAAAUAAAGCCACUAAAACGCAACGAUUGAUAUGUGUACCUAUAA